Molecule: messenger RNA, 705 nt
Organism: Humulus lupulus (European hop)
Lineage: Eukaryota; Viridiplantae; Streptophyta; Magnoliopsida; Rosales; Cannabaceae
Exons: 2
Coding region: 1-705 (234 amino acids)
Source: RefSeq, a predicted model, not a curated record
AUGAUUAUCACCGGUGAUGAUGCGAAUGGGAUAACGGAAUUGAAAACGCACUUGACUCGUGAAUUUCUGAUGAAAGAUUUGGGUUCCCUACGGUACUUUUUAGGGAUAGAAGUAGCUUACUCUCCUCAUGGCUAUCUUCUUUCUCAAUCUAAGUGCAUUGCUGAUAUUCUCGAUCAGGCUCGUCUCUCUGAUGCUCGCACUGUUGAUACCCCUCUUGAGCUUAAUGCCAGGUAUUCUUCAUCUGAUGGUGUUGCCUUGUCAGAUCCCUCUCUAUAUCGCACUCUGGUUGGUAGCUUAGUGUACCUUACUAUCACCGGGCCAGACAUCGCUUAUGCAUUUCACAUUGUCAGUCAGUUUGUUGCAUCUCCCACUACCGUUCUUUGGGCAGCUAUGCUUCGUAUUCUUCGAUAUCUUCGGGGAACUCAAUUUCAGAGUCUGUUUUUUCCAUCUACGUCUACUUUAGAGUUACGUGCCUACUCAGAUGUAGAUUGGGGUGGUGAUUGUACUGAUCGCAAAUCUACCACUGGUUUUUGUAUAUUUUUGGGAGAUCCUCUUAUUUCUUGGAAGAGUAAAGAACAGACUGUUGUCUCUCGAUCGUCUACAGAAGCAGAAUAUCGUGCCAUGGCCUCCACUACCGCUGAAAUUGCUGCAUGGAAAAGAAGAAGAAAGAAAGAGAGAGAGAAAAAUGGUGGCUACCACGGCUGA